This is a messenger RNA of Haliotis rubra (blacklip abalone), 4443 nucleotides long. Its product is annotated as long-chain-fatty-acid--CoA ligase 1-like. The transcript has 21 exons. Lineage: Eukaryota; Metazoa; Mollusca; Gastropoda; Lepetellida; Haliotidae. Gene Ontology annotation, molecular function: long-chain fatty acid-CoA ligase activity. Gene Ontology annotation, biological process: long-chain fatty acid metabolic process. The record is from RefSeq and is a predicted model, not a curated record. Gene Ontology annotation, cellular component: membrane; endoplasmic reticulum. Bases 309 to 2372 code for a protein of 687 amino acids.
CACCAUUUUCCGGUCAUCAUUAUGCACGUGGAAAACAUGCAUCCCAUACAAAGUGUGAGCGACUUUUGUCGUAGACACAAUAAUGCUUUCUUGACGGGCAAACAAUCGGGUCAAAGUUCAACUGUUAUGAAAACCUCCAAAACUUGCUGGCUCGUUACGUUUGUGAUUCUGUCACGGUCUAAUAGUCCAGCUUGAAGGUUCUGUCGUAUGUGCUGUAGUCACGGACAGGGAAGGUCAGCUCUCAGUUUGCGAAGGAAAUUCGGAUUCGAGAGGUAGAUCCAGUCUGAGUCUACUGCCAAACAGUGAAUAUGGACGCUGUAAGAGACCUUCUGGUGACCCGAGUGGGGCAAGUCGGAGCUGGGGCUCUCGCUGUGGCGGGCACCGUAGCAGCCUCAUAUCUUCUAAAGGGAGGACCGAAACCCAUCCCGCUUGUCAUCGACCCUCACAAUCAGACUAUAGAUCUUGGGGGUGGGGUGCGAGCGUCUUCAAAGAUGAGUGACUUCAAGGAGAAGAAGCCAAUGGAACGUAUUUCUGACGAAGCGGACACACUGUACACGAUCUUCCUCUGUGGUCUCAAGAAGUCACGUCACAGAAAGUGUCUCGGCAAAAGAACAGGACCUAACAAUGAAUAUGAAUACCUGACAUAUCAGCAGGUAUACGACAGAGCACGUGCCUUCGCCUCCGGGUUGAUACAGCUGGGUCUGAAGCCACACCCAGACACGUUUAUUGGUAUAUACAGCAUCAACAGAAUAGAGUGGGUGUUGGCAGAGCAAGCAUGCAAUGCCUACUCCAUGGUAACAGUUCCCCUGUACGACACACUAGGACCAACGGCUUGCCAGUACAUCAUUAACCUCUCGGAGAUGGCGACCGUAGUGUGUGACACGUCAACGCGGGUUGAGAGGCUCCUCGACAGCGCCGAGACGACACCGUCCCUCAAGACUAUCAUCAUCAUGGAUGACCCAACCAGUGACGUCAUCAAGCAGGCGGAGGCUCACGGGAUAAAGAUACUCUCAUUUGCUGAAGUCGAGGCACGCGGCAAAGAGAAACUGCAGAUUCCAGUGCCUCCCAAACCAUCAGACCUGGCGACAAUUUCCUUCACAAGUGGAACAACGGGAGACCCAAAAGGAGUGAUGUUGACACACGGCAACUUUGCUGCAGAGCUCGGUGGAUUUUUGUACGGAAUAAGGGAAAUUUUAGACUUUGGCCCCGAUGACUGCCAUCUGUCUUACCUCCCCUUGGCUCACCUGUUCGAGAGGACAAUGCAAAUGGUCAUGCUUCAUGGAGGCGGGUAUAUCGGCUUCUACUCAGGGGACGUAGCUCUGUUGAUAAACGACAUGCAGACUCUAAAACCUACGAUAUUUCCCACGGUACCCCGACUUCUCAACAAACUGAGAGACAAGGUGUACGCCAGUGUGAAGAACAGCACCAUCAAGUCCUGCCUGCUGCACUGGGCAGUGUCCAGCAAACUGAGCGAGGUCAGGAGAGGCAUAGCUCGCCGAGACAGUAUAUGGGACAAACUGGUCUUUGGCAAGAUCCAGGCUAUGCUUGGAGGACGGGUGGAGUUAAUGAUAACAGGAUCGGCUCCAAUACCCGUAGAAACUCUCGACUUCUUCAAGUGUGCCCUUGGCUGCAUGGUUGCUGAAGGUUACGGUCAAACCGAGGCUGUGUCAGGUGUCACUGGGCAAUUUCCGGGGGAUUAUACAACAGGUCACGUGGGGUCACCGUUCGUGUGUAACUUGGUCAAGUUGGUGGACGUACCGGACAUGAACUACCUGGCGUCAGAAAACAAAGGGGAGGUUUGUGUGUACGGUCCAAAUGUGUCGCAAGGGUACUACAAGAAUCCCGAGAAGACGGCAGAGGUGAUCGACAAGGAUGGAUGGCUACAUACGGGCGAUAUUGGCGAGUGGCUUCCGAACGGCGCUUUGAAGCUGAUCGACAGGAAGAAGCAUAUAUUUAAAUUGGCACAGGGGGAGUACGUGGCCCCGGAGAAGAUUGAGGCCACCUAUGUUCGGAGCGAGUUCGUGGCCCAGGUCUUCAUAGAUGGUGACAGCCUAAAGAUGAGCUGCAUGGGCAUUGUCGUUCCGGACGCCGAGGUAAUGGCUCUUUGGGCACCAAACAAUGGCUUCCCAGUCGACAUGGAACUGCUUUGUAAAUCUGAGCAAGUGAAAGAUAUCAUCCUCAAAGACAUGUUGGAUCAAGGGAAGAAGGCCGGAUUCAAAGGCUUCGAACAGGUGAAAGACAUCCGACUCCAAUCCGAACCCUUCUCAGUGGAUAACGGCCUCCUGACGCCAACGUUCAAGUCCAAGCGGCCUCAACUGAGGUUAAAGUACAAGUCUGUGAUGGAGGAGCUCUACAAGAAGAACAACAUGUGACACAACAGCAGCGCAUGCGCGUUGGCCAUACUACUAGAUAUACGACUAAUGUCGUUACUGCCUCGUGACAAGGCAAUAUAUAGUUGCUAACAAAGUAAUAAACUGAUCGAAAGACACAAGAUAACGGUGAAUGAUAGCAAAUGUGUGGUGGUCAUACCAUGUUUACCCCAAAGUAAUAGGUCAAAUUCAUGAGUUUCUCAACGAAGCAGCAGUUGAUAUUAUUCUGCCACUUUGAUAAUAUUUUCAGUCCCAAUGUUAAGGGGUCCAGGCUGUUAUUUACAUGUUCACCAUCGAAACAAUAGCUGCAAUAUUACUGCUAGUUUAAUGUUGCUAUGUGUUCCCUCAUCCAUUUCCAACAGUAUAUGUGAUAUAUCAGCUCGAAUUCCAUAUAUAUAUAUAUCUGAAGUUUAACACCAAAGUUUACCUGGCCAUACUGUGUGAUAUGUGUGUUUAUUUUGGACGCAAGAAGAGACGUUUAUAUAUAAACCAUGACAGCCUUUGGUCCCUUCGAACAACGUGUAGUUUGAAUAGAAGGUGUAUAACAAAGCAUACUAUAGUUACCGCAUUUAACCACAUCAUUGACGUCAUCAGAGACCCGUUGAGACAGAUUCAAUAUAGUGACAGCAUAUUUAUACAGCUCCCUACAGCGCUGUUGGCGUGGUACAACUGUUAUCCAUAUUGUAUCAGAUGUCACCGAUGGCGAGUCCCAAGUCAUUGAUCACUUCCUCUGGCAAGGCUUUGUGAUCAUGGACCACGACAUGCACUCUGCGUGAUUAGAUUUGUAUAUACCGCGCUUUCUCCAUCUACGCUCGAAGACAGAACUCGGUACAAUGUAUGCCGCCAUUAUAAUUAUUAUGAUAUUAUUUACAGAAUAAAAUAUAUGAAUGCAGCAGAGGGCUUGGGGGGUCCUGGCACAGGUCAGGCACAUCAUCAGCUCAGGGCCCGUGUCCCCUCUCCACGCAGCACAAAUAGCGAGUGACACUUCUCCCAGGAAGCGCAGUCUUGUUGCACCCACAUAGAACCUUUCUUAUACUCCCCAACACUGCAGUUUUCUCAUUACCCAGAGUGUCAGAAGGCCUGUGUCCCUGGCAGCAAAACUUGUAUAUCUCCCAAUGACCAAGAACAUUGGGGUGUAGCACAUCUUGGUAACUUGGGAUGCAAGCAUGACAUUUCGUCAGCAAGAUUCGCAUAUUUGCCAGAUUUUUCAAGAACCUUGUCAAUCACAUCUGGCCUUUCAACAGGUUGCCAAGACCUCUGACCCACCCACCCCCACCCCAGGUAACAAUAAUGACUGAUCUCCCUCUUUUGCUAUUAUCAUUAUUGUUAUUGUCCCCGUCUAUUAGUGAAGAAAAUAUAAAUCAUCACUGAUAAAAUGUGAUAAUGGUUUGUCUGCGUUAACAAAGACUCAAUACAAUACAACAUACACACAGAGACUCACCCCGUUAUCGCUGAAUCAUUGCCAGUUUCAUUUGAUGAAAGCAUAAUAAUUAUAUUAUUUUUAUUGACUAUUAAAACAGACCUUUUUCACGUUGAUAGUUUAAUGCGUUCAGUGGCCUGAACAUACUCAUGUGAUAGUGCAUUCUUACAAUGAAGAACAAAACGGCUUGCAGGCUAAAACCUGUUUAGAGAACAGUUCGCCCAUAUCUCUUCUGAAUGUUGCUGUGUUUAUCAAAGCGCCAAGGCUGGUAGUGGAGCCUAGCGGGUGAAGCGUUCGCUCGUCACACCGAAGUCCCGGGUUCGAUUCCCCACGUGUGCUCAGUGUGUGAAGUCCGUUUAUUUAGUCCAUUUCUAACAAUAUUCAGAGAAUCCAAUAUAUUUGAACUGUAAUAUAUUACCAAUAUUUUAAAACGAAUACCCAAAGUAUGUUUAGAGCUUACCUUCUUAGCAAUAGAGUUUAUUUAAUAUAUAACAUAUUGUUACAUUGUUAAAUAUGUCAGAUUAGCGCAAAGGAGAGUCCCAAUACAAUGUAUAUAUGGCCACGAUGAUUGGUGUGAGAGUGUGCAUUGAAUGUGUUUUGAAAAUAUGCCACGUCAGUGGUGGAAAUAGAACAAAUAUAUUUAAACGUUUGUAA